Messenger RNA from Bombyx mandarina (wild silkworm), 11919 nucleotides. RefSeq names its product Dynein heavy chain at 62B (gene Dhc62B). The record is from RefSeq and is a predicted model, not a curated record. Gene Ontology annotation, molecular function: minus-end-directed microtubule motor activity; dynein intermediate chain binding; ATP hydrolysis activity. Lineage: Eukaryota; Metazoa; Arthropoda; Insecta; Lepidoptera; Bombycidae. Gene Ontology annotation, cellular component: dynein complex. Gene Ontology annotation, biological process: microtubule-based movement.
AUGGAAGAAAGGGAUUUAAGGAAGUUACUUCAGACUAAGAACGGGUGUAGAGUUCCGGUGAUGCCGCCGGUACCGGAUAUUCACAUGAUGGACAAACUGCCUUUCACACCUUUGCCGCCAUACAAUAGAAUCAAGGAUAAGCAGGCUAAGUUUCGGAAGAUUUUAGAAGAGAAAGCUACUAAAAGGAAAGUGGAAAUAGCACGACCCCUUCUCGAACUGUACGAACGUGAUCGCCUUGUCGAGUCUCAAUCGAAACACAUCGGUAUCCUGCGAGAAUGCGCCGAGAAAAUUAAAGCACCCCCAAUGCUAAAAUCUUGGGAGCGAAAAAUUCGUAAUCUGAUUCCGGCGAACCUUCGACAGUCCUUUCCGACGCUCGUGGAAGAGCUCAUGAAUGAGAGCAAAGACGAGUGGGAUCGUAACCUCCACGAUCUGGCUGUGAAAACGGUAAUUCGAGAAGUGCCAGGGGUGCCACGUAAAAGAUAUGAAGAACCACAUUUCAAAUUUAAAGGAGUCACAUCGAAUUAUGGAAAAUUGCUGAAGUACAGAAGGAAAUUACAAGACGGCUCCCUCUUGUUGCAUCCCUUUAUAAGAUUGAUUCUUGAAUCAUCCGAGAAAACGUUCCCGUUACACAUUAUCGACUUGGCGAAGUACAGAGCCAAAGGGCCCAUGAGCUUGGAUGAAUUUCGACUGAAAGUUUUGGACGAAAUAAAACGGGCCGAUUACUUGGUCUCGAGCACUUGGUACGGUAUACUUGUCCAGUGGCUGAAGAAUCCAAGGUGUCUCAAAGGUAUGAAGCCGCGGAAAGUGAACGAUUUUGUUAAAUGCGCCACUAAAAUGAUUUCCAUGCAGAUACAGGAGCUAAUGCGUCAAUCAAUAAACGCUAUAAUCGAUUUUUUAAAGGAUCCCGAAGCUAUACCUGUAUUGAGUCAACAAUUNUUAGAUUUCGACGGAGAAUUUAUUUAUGACCCGACCCUUGAGACUAUUUAUGAAGUUUUCCACAAUAUAGCAGAUGCCAUUUCUCAUAUAUCACAAAGACUCAUGCCUAUUGAACAAUAUCUAAAAAUACCUUACAAUUAUGACGCUUUGCCUGUCGUGUACAAUGAGUGGUUACAUAAAGACGGCCACGAAAGACUACAGCAACAAUUAAAUAUAGUAUUUAAACCUUUAAACCAAUACGUAGAAAAAUUACGACAGGAAUAUAAUAUGUUGUACGGAACACCAGCCAAAGAGGCUCUUGAGAAAUUUAUCAAUGAGACUGAGGCAUUUGAAGAGUUGCGAAAUAAAAUCAAAUACUACCAAGACAUAGAUUCAAAUAUUACAGCCGUUCUGGAAAAUGAAUAUUUUAAUUGUGCUGUUGUGUGUCAACUAAGGAUGGUUGACGGCUUGAAGUCCAGAGCCCUCGAAUUUGUUAAUGACAUCAUCGCCGGUAUCGUCAAAGGACACAUGGCGGAAAAUGAAAGCAUUUGUUCAGAGUUCGAAAUUAUAGCAGCUAAAGCCCUUAAAGAACCUGAAAACGCUACUGAAUUAAUAGAGCAAGGCGUUUAUAUAUUACACGCAAAAACAGUUUUAGUUGAGGCAUUAAAGGAAAGAAUACUAGUUCAAAUUAACAUCAUAUCAAAUCUAUUAGAGAUGACUUCACUUUCUUCGGACCAUGUAAAAUCAAACACACGAACUGUAAAUUGGCUCAAAGAUAUUAAACCAAUCUUCGAAAAAAAUGCUGCGGCCUAUGAAACCUUCAAAGCUGACAUGGAGGAAAGUCUAUUGGGCAAGAUUGCCUAUUUGAACAAAGAAGUCACGGACAUGACGCCCUAUCUCGAGUUACUUGAUAACAUGGAUGAUGUGAACCACACGCUUGAAUAUUUGGAAUAUUUAAGGAAACUCGUUCAUCGCUUGCACGAUUGCGAUAAACUUGUGACAUGGAUAAAUAAUGAAGAAACCACUUUUAAAUUUCCAGUAACAAAUUACCCCGAGCUGGAGGAGCUGAAAGAGUUCAUAAUACCUUUUUAUAGCCUUGUUUAUUUGGUACAUAGAUGGAAACGCAGUUAUUACACUUGGAUGGAUGGGCCUUUUGAGUAUCUUGAUCACAAUCAGAUUGAACAAGAUCAUGACUUUUACUAUAAAGAGUUUCUGAAAAUAUCAAAAAACUACAGAAACAAGAUAAAGCAGCAAAUAGCUGAGGGCGUCGAGAAGAGGUUCCAGGGACUCGUUGAUGAUCCAGAUGUUAAUAAUCUACCUGCACCAAUGAAGUUAUGUGCUCAAGCUGUCGCAGAGAUAAAGGAUUGGAGACCCAAUGUCCAAAUGGCACAUAUCAUGUGUAAUCCUGCUCUGGUGCAAAGACACUGGGACGAAAUGUCCACUAUCGCUGGUUUUGAUCUAACACCCACAGCUGGUACAUCACUCAGAAAGAUUAUAAAUUUCAACUUAUGGGGGGAUUUAGAUCAAUAUGAAAUCAUAAGUGUUGCUGCGACGAAAGAAUUAGCACUCAUAACAAACUUGAACAAAAUGAUGGCAGAAUGGACUGAUAUUUGCUUCAAAACUAGUCCAUACAAAGACAGUGGCAUAUUUAUUUUGUCUGGACUUGAUGAUAUACAAAGUGUCUUAGAUGAUCACAUUGUGAAAACCGUUGGAAUGCGAGGAUCAGCAUUUGUAAAACCAUUCGAAGCUCAAGUAAGAACAUGGUACGAAAAAAUAGUUCGUGUUAACGCAACUAUUGAUGAAUGGGGAAAAGUUCAGAGCCAGUGGCUCUAUUUACUACCUAUAUUUUCCUCCAAAGACAUAGUUGCCCAAAUGCCCGAAGAAGGUGUAAUGUUCGUUGAAGUUAAUAAUAUAUAUCGUCGAUAUAUGGGAUCAGUAGAUAAAGAUCCACAUGUACUUGAAAUUGCUGGAGGUACUGGUAUUUUGGAAGCGUUCCGAGCUGCGACUGCGUUCUUAGAAAAAAUCAACGAUGGUGUCAAUAACUAUUUAGAGAAAAAGCGGUUAUAUUUUCCGAGAUUCUUUUUCUUAUCAAAUGACGAAAUGUUAGAAAUUUUGUCUGAAACUAAAAAUCCACUCAAAGUUCAACCACAUCUGAAAAAAUGUUUUGAAGGUAUAAAUAGAUUGGUCUUCGACGGAGAAUUCAAUAUAAGUGCAAUGAUAUCUAUGGAAGGUGAACAAGUUGAAUUUCUGGAUAUGAUCAGCGUUGCUGCUGCUAGAGGCUCAGUAGAAAAGUGGCUUGUUCAAGUUGAGGAACAAAUGCUUAAAGCUGUAAAAAGUGAAACAGAAAUUUCCUAUUAUGACUAUCCAAACAUGGGUCGAGUAGAAUGGGUUUUAUCUUGGGAAGGAAUGGUUGUGUUAGCCAUAUCUCAAAUUUAUUGGGCAGUUGAUGUCCACGAAAGUUUAAAUACUCACAAAUUAAGUGAGUUACAAGCAUUCCACUCUGAAUUGACUAAGCAAUUGAAUGAAACAGUUGCUGUUAUUCGUAGAACAGAUCUAACGAAAUUAAGCAGCAUUACAGUUAAAGCUUUAAUCGUAAUCGAUGUCCACGCCAAAGAUGUAAUAUCGGAUCUGAUAAAAAAAAAAGUUACCGAGGUAACCGACUUCCAGUGGCUUGCUCAGCUACGUUAUUAUUGGGAGGAAGAACGGGUUUUCGUAAAGAUAAUUAAUGCGGUCGUAGACUAUGCUUAUGAAUAUUUAGGUAACUCUGAUCGACUGGUCAUAACUCCGUUGACAGACAGAUGCUAUCGAACGCUGAUUGGCGCUUACUAUCUCCAUUUAAAUGGAGCUCCCGAAGGUCCAGCGGGUACCGGUAAAACGGAAACAACUAAAGACUUGGCCAAAGCUUUGGCAGUACAAUGCGUUGUUUUUAAUUGUUCUGACGGCUUAGACUACAAAGCAAUGGGAAAGUUCUUUAAAGGAUUAGCUUCCUGUGGAGCUUGGGUGUGUUUUGAUGAAUUCAAUCGUAUAGAAGUUGAAGUAUUGUCUGUUAUAGCUCAACAGAUUUUGUGCAUUGUUCAGGCUGUUAGACAACAUUUAGAGACAUUUGAUUUCGAAGGUACUACCCUCAAACUUAAUCCAGCAUGCUACGUUUGUAUAACAAUGAAUCCUGGUUAUGCCGGUCGGUCAGAGCUGCCUGACAAUCUUAAAGUGUUGUUCCGCACCGUAGCCAUGAUGGUUCCAGAUUACGCAAUGAUAGGUGAAAUAUCACUUUAUUCUUUUGGUUUUAUCGAUGCUAGAAGUUUGUCAAUUAAAAUAGUAACAACUUACCGUUUGUGUUCAGAACAGCUAUCAUCUCAAAACCAUUACGAUUACGGUAUGCGUGCAGUCAAAACAGUAUUGUCGGCGGCUGGUAAUUUAAAACGAAGCUUUCCAAACGAAAGUGAGAGUGUCCUACUAUUGAGGUCGAUAACAGAUGUGAAUUUGCCUAAAUUUUUAUCAUUUGAUGUCCCUUUAUUUGAAGGUAUAAUAUCAGACUUGUUCCCCGGUAUUUCUUUACCUAAGCCUGACUAUGAAAACUUUUUAAAUGCAUGUCAUGACGUUUGUGAAAACAAUAACCUACAACCAAUGGAAUGUUUUUUGAUAAAGGUAAUUCAAACAUAUGAAAUGAUGAUUGUAAGACAUGGUUUCAUGUUAGUGGGUGAUCCAUUCUCGGGUAAGUCUAUGACAUUAAAAGUACUCUCGGAGGCGUUGUCGUUAAUAUAUGAACGAAAUCAGCCCGAUGGCUGUGAAUGCACGUAUAAAGUUUUAAAUCCUAAGGCUGUAACGAUGGGCCAACUGUAUGGUGCAUUUGAUCCAAUAUCGUACGAAUGGACGGACGGAAUAGUGGCGACUAUGUUUCGAGAGUUUGCAUCUGAAGACACUCCGGUGCGGAAAUGGAUAGUAUUCGAUGGGCCAGUUGAUGCUGUGUGGAUCGAAAAUAUGAAUACAGUUUUAGAUGACAACAAGAAGUUGUGUUUGACGUCGGGUGAAGUAAUGGCAAUGUCGAACGUUAUGUCUAUGAUUUUUGAAGUUAUGGAUCUUUCGCAAGCGUCCCCUGCUACCGUAUCUAGAUGCGGUAUGAUAUACAUGGAAUCGACAUCGCUUGGUUUCAUGCCAUUUUAUAAGUCAUGGCUAAACACUUUGAAUCCUAUAUGGUUAGAAGAAAACGAAGAAUACAUCUAUGAUAUGUGCGAUUGGCUGUUUGAUCCGUUAGUGUAUUACGUCAGGAAGUUUUGCGGUCAGCUCGUUACGGCAGGCGAAGUAAAUUUAGUUAUAAGCACAUUGAGGUUAGUAGAGAUGUUAAUGGAUAACGCCAUCGAAGGCGAGGAAGACACAAAAUAUACUAGAACAUGGUUUCUAGCAUCUCUAAUGACUGCCAUUGUUUGGGGCUUAGGAGGGAUACUGAAUACAGACUCACGUGAAAAGUUUGACGAUAUAGUGAAAGAAUAUUUUAAAGGAGAAAAAGGGAUUCCAUCAAAAAUUGAAAGAAUAGACGUUUCAAUUCCUGCAGAAGGAAUGUUAAUCGAUCAUUUUUACAUGUAUAAGGGAAAAGGCUGUUGGAAAACAUGGCCGGAUGCUGUUAAGGCUGUACAAGUAAAGGAGCAGAUCAAUCUUCUUCAAACUGUAAUACCAACACUAGAAACUGAAAAAUUCAUGUAUUUACUGAACUUGCAUUCAAAAUACUUAAAGCCGCUGUUACUAAUAGGACCGACCGGAACUGGCAAAAGCUUUUAUGUACAAAACUUUUUAAUGAACAACUUGGAUAUGGAAAAGUACACACCUGGCUUUAUAACUUUCACAACAACUACUUCUGCAAAUCAAACACAAGACUUGGUUAUUUCAAAGUUGGUGAAAAGGAGGAAAAAUAAUUAUGGCCCUACUAGAGGGAAACACGCCAUAAUAUUUAUAGAUGAUAUGAACAUGCCCGCCAAAGAGGUUUAUGGUGCACAACCCGCUAUUGAAUUACUGCGAUUAUAUUUUGAUCAAAAACAUUGGUAUGAUCUUAAAACAACCGACAAGCUAUUCAUAUACGACACCAUAUUUUAUGGAGCUAUAGGUCCAGUGGGAGGAAGUCGCCAAUUGAUAUACCCUAGGAUGUUAAGACAUUUUAAUAUUUAUUCAAUAAACGAGUUCUCAAAGGAAAGUAUGACUAAAAUAUUCAUGUCCUUGUUACAACUGGGUUGGAGAAGGAAUGGGUUCGGUCAAGAUACUCAACCUUUUAUAGUAAAUAUUAUAGCUGCCACUACGGAUAUAUAUGAUCAAGCAAGAGAAAAUUUGCGACCUACACCAGCUAAAUCACAUUACAUUUUCAAUCUUAGAGAUUUCUCUAGGGUAAUACAAGGUUGCGCCUUGCUAAGAAAAGAAUCUGCCGAUAAUAAGAAGACGUUUAUUAAAAUCUGGAUUCAUGAAAUAAUGCGCGUGUUUUAUGACCGAUUAGUUGAUGAUCAAGAUCGCGCCUGGUUCUUCGGAGUACUAAAAAAAUCUACGAGAGAUUUUAUGAAAGAUACAUUUGAAUCCGCUUUGGAAACUUAUCAAGAUGAAAAAGGUGAAGUAAAUCAGGAAAAUAUAAAAAAAAUGAUGUUUGGAUGCUAUUUAGAUACUGACAGCGCAGAAGGAGAAAGACGAUAUGAAGAAAUUCCGUCUAAAGAAGUGUUUCUAAAUAUAGCGGUUUCUAUGCUUUCUGAGUACAACUCUAUGCACAAAGCUAAAAUGACUAUAGUAUUAUUUGAUUAUGCUUUGGAACAUUUAUCGAAAAUAUGUCGCAUAUUGUCAAUGCCAUCGGGAAAUGCUUUAUUAGUCGGCGUUGGUGGAUCUGGCAGACAGUCUUUAACACGUUUAGCUAGUACCAUCUUAGGACAACAAGUUUUUCAACCAGAAAUUACUAAAUCUUACAGCGUAAAAGAUUGGCAUGAUGAUAUAAAGCUAGUGCUCCGAGAAUCUGGUGGCCUCAACAAAGAUACGACUUUUUUAUUUACUGAAAGUCAAAUAAAAGAAGAAUCCUAUAUUCAGAAUUUAGACAGCCUGUUGAACUCAGGAGAAGUGCCGAAUUUGUACGGUUUGGAUGAAAAACAAGAAAUACUCGAAUUGGUGCGCUUAGCCGCUCAAGGAGGUAACAGAAAUUUGGAUAUAAGUCCAUUACAAAUAUUAGCAUUUUUUGUUGGUCGAUGCAAAGCGAAACUUCACAUAGUUUUAUGUUUUAGCCCUAUAGGCAGCUCAUUUAGAACAAGACUACGAUUAUAUCCAUCACUAGUCAAUUGUUGCACUAUUGAUUGGUAUGAUAGCUGGCCAGAAGAUGCACUAGAAAUGGUAGCGCAUCAUUAUAUGGUUAAAGUAAAUGUGCCGGAUCCUGUCAAAUCUUCUGCUGUUAUUGCCUGCAAACAGUUUCAUGUUGAUGCUCGCAUUGUAUCAAUCGAUUUUUUUAAUCAUUUUGGACGUAAAACUUAUAUUACAUCUGCUUCAUACCUUGAUUUAAUUAAAUCUUUUACUACCUUAACGAAUAGGAAACAACGUGAACUAAGAGCUGCCAAACUCAGAUAUACAAAUGGUCUCGAUAAAUUGGGCCAAGCUGCCGAUGCAGUAGCAAUAAUGCAACGGGAUUUGAAUGCUUUAAAACCUCAACUAAUAGUAAUGGCGGAAAAAUCUGCAAAAAUGAUGCAAGAAAUUGAAGUUGAAACAGCUAUUGCAGAUAAAGCCGCUGCACAAGUUAGAGAAGACCAAAAAGUCGCAAAUGUUCAAGCCGCAGCUGCCCAAGAACUGAAAAAAGAUUGUGAAGCUGACUUAGCUCUUGCUUUGCCAAUAUUAGAAGACGCAAUUGCAGCCUUGAAUACUUUGAAACCAGCCGAUAUAACAAUUGUGAAAUCUAUGAAAAAUCCACCAUAUACCGUUAAAUUAGUAAUGGCUGCGGUGUGCGUUAUUAAAGGCAUUCCCCCUGAUAAAAUUCCUGAUCCUGAUAACCCUGGCAAGAAAAUGUUUGACUUUUGGGGACCAAGCAAACGAAUUUUAGGAGACAUGGGCUUUUUAGAUUCUUUAAAAAACUUUGAUAAAGAUAAUAUUCCGGUAGCCACAAUGCAAAAAAUCAGAAAGGAGUAUCUUUCAAACAAAGAUUUCAAACCUCACAUAGUAGCAAAAGCUUCUGCCGCCGCCGAGGGUUUGUGUAAAUGGAUCAUUGCUAUGGAUAUGUAUGAUGCUGUAGCUAAAGUGGUAGCACCAAAAAAAGCAAAAUUAGAAGCUGCUGAAAAAGAGUUUGCACAAACUAUGGCUAUUUUAGAAGAAAAAAAAGCUAUGGUAGCACGAUUAGAAGCCAAGUUGGCUGAACUGAAUGAAGCUUUAGAAGAAGCUAACAUUAAAAAGAAAGCCUUAGAGGAUGAAGUGCAGUUGUGUAUUGAUAAAUUAUUUAGAGCUGAAAAAUUGAUAGGCGGAUUAGGAGGUGAAAAAGUGCGAUGGACUGUAGCAGCUGAAAACUUGCAAACCCUGUAUGAUAAUCUUGCUGGAGAUAUUCUUGUUUCCUGUGGUAUAAUCGCCUAUUUAGCUCCGUACACUUUGCCUAUUAGAAUAGAAAUUAUAGAUAAGUGGCGUGACCUUGUAAUCAAGCUUAAUAUGCCGCACUCUGAGCAAUUUGUUUUUAAGGAUGUUUUGGGCACUGAUAUUAAAAUCCAAAACUGGUGCAUCGCUGGAUUACCAAGAGAUUUAUUUUCAAUUGAUAACGCCAUCAUUCAAGAUAACUCGAUGCGAUGGUCUUUACUGAUCGAUCCUCAGGGUCAGGCAAAUAAAUGGAUUAAAACAAUGGAGAAAACGAAUGAUCUUCAGGUACUCAAAUUCACCGAUGGUAAUUAUAUGAAAGUUAUAGAAACUUGCUUGGAGUACGGGAAACCAGCAUUAAUUGACUGUGUGCUAGAAGACGUGGAAGCUCCAUUGGAUCCAGUGUUACUAAAACUCACUUACCUUCAAGGCGGAAAAGAAUUUAUUGCUCUUGGUGAUAAUGUCAUAGAGUAUCACCCAAAUUUUAGAUUAUAUAUGACAACGAAACUGAGAAAUCCACAUUAUUUACCAGAGAUAUUUAAUAAGGUCACCCUAAUAAAUUUCGCAUUAACAAAAGAUGGUUUAGAAGAUCAAUUGUUAGGAAUAGUUGUUGCAAAAGAGAGACCGGAUUUACAAGAAAAAAGAGAAAAAUUAAUUGUACAGGGAGCAGCUAAUAGAGCUGCACUCAAACAAGUCGAAGAUGAUAUAUUACGAACACUUCAAGAAACGAAAGGUGAUAUUUUGGAGGAUGAGUCCGCAAUUGAAGUACUGGAUUCAUCUAAAAAUCUAGCCAUUGAUAUAAUGAAAAAACAAGAAGCUAGUUUAGAAACAGAAACAAUAAUUGAAAAAUUCAGAUUGGGUUACAGGCCCAUUGCCUCGCAUUCAGCAGUUUUAUACUAUUGUGUGACCGAACUUCCAAACGUGGACCCCAUGUACCAAUAUUCGUUGACAUGGUUUAUUAAUCUUUAUAUUAUAUCUAUUGAAAACGCAAAUAAAUCAAAAGAUCUAGAAAAGCGAUUAAAAUUUCUUAAGGAUACUUUUACUUAUAAUUUGUAUAGUAAUGUAUGCCGUUCUCUUUUCGACAAAGACAAGUUAAUGUUCUCUUUUAUAAUGUGCUCAAAGAUGAUGCUUUCAACUGAGAAGAUGAAUGUUGACGAAUACAAGUUCUUGAUAACAGGUGGUAUAGCUGUAGAAAAUCAUUUAAAAAAACCUGUGGAAUGGCUACCGGACAAAGCUUGGGAUGAAAUUUGUCGGCUGAAUGACUUAAAAGCAUUUAGAGCUUUCAGAGACGACUUUGUUAAAACUAUAAUCAAAUGGCAAGAAGUGUAUGACGACAUUGAGCCACAGAAUAAAACAUUGCCUGGAGGCUGGGAUGAAAGAUUAACCCAAUUUCAAAAACUUCUGGUAGUCAGAGUACUGCGACCAGAUAAAUUAACUAUAGCCGUUUCUCAAUUCCUCGAAAAAGAAAUGGGUCGAAAGUACACUACACCACCUCCUUUUGACAUCAGCAAAUCUUUCGGAGAUUCAAACUGCCUUGCCCCACUUAUAUUCAUACUCUCCCCUGGCUCUGACCCAAUGGGUGCACUGAUCAAAUACUGCGAAAGAAUGGGCUUUUCUCACAGAUUCAAUUCUAUUUCACUGGGGCAAGGUCAAGGACCUAUUGCAAGGGCCAUGAUAGAAAAAGCUCAAAGCGAAGGUGGCUGGGUUUGCCUGCAGAAUUGUCAUUUGGCAGUUUCUUGGCUUCCUGUGCUCGAGAAAAUUGUCGAGGGUUUUGAUUUAACGAACACCGAUCUGAGUUUCAGGUUAUGGUUGACUAGCUAUCCUUCCGACAAGUUCCCUCAGUCUGUCUUACAAGUAGGCGUCAAAAUGACAAACGAACCUCCUACUGGACUUCAACACAACUUGAAUCGUUCAUAUAUUUCAGAACCAUUAAAAGAACCCGAGUUUUAUGAAGGAUGUCCUGGAAAAGACAAAACAUUUAGCAAACUCUUGUAUGGAAUAAGUUUUUUUCAUGCAGUUGUACAAGAACGUAAGAAGUUCGGUCCACUUGGUUGGAACAUUCAGUAUGGAUUCAACGACUCUGAUUUUCAGAUAUCAGUAAUGCAACUGCAAAUGUUUUUAAAUCAAUAUGAAGAAAUACAGUACGUGGCAAUCAAAUACCUCACAGGAGAAUGUAACUACGGCGGACGCGUGACUGAUGAUUGGGAUCGACGUCUAAUCGUAACAAUACUAGAUAAUUAUGUGAAUUCUGGCGUAGUCAACGAUCCUAAUUACUUGUUCUGUGAACUCGGUCAACAGUAUGGCUUACCUCGUCGAUGUGAAUAUCAGGAUUAUUUGAAGCACAUAGAAAGUGUUCCAAUUAACCCACCCCCAGAAGUGUUUGGAUUACACAUGAACGCGGGAAUAACGCGCGACUAUAGUAUUUCCAUGGAACUUACAUCUUCUUUAGUCCUGGUUGAAGGAACAGGUAGUGGUGGAGAAGGGGGUAAUACUGAAACCAUUUUGGUUCUUAUGGCAUCGGAAAUCUUGUCGAAGUUACCUCCCAAAUUUGAUGUUGAAAUAGCACAAAAAAAAUAUCCUGUUGAUUACAAUGAAUCCAUGAAUACUGUACUCAUACAAGAGAUGGAAAGAUUCAAUAAAUUACUAAAUGAAAUCAAAUCUUCAUUACAAGACUUACAAAAGGCUGUAAAAGGUUUAAUUGUAAUGUCCCCAGCAUUGGAUUUACAAUCUAACGCAAUGUUGUUAGGUAAAAUCCCAGAAAAUUGGAGAAAAUUCUCAUAUCCCAGCCUAAAACCUUUGCCAAGUUAUGUGGCAGACUUUAUAGAACGAUUAUCUAUGUUAGAAGAUUGGUAUCAAAAUGGGAAACCACCGACAUUCUGGUUACCUGGCUUCUUUUUCACGCAAGCCUUCCUAACAGGGUCCGUUCAGAAUUAUGCCCGAGCAAAGACGAUACCAAUUGAUUUGCUAGUAUUCGAUUUUGAAAUUCGCAACGUCGACUAUGAAACUACACCUCCAAAAUGGGGUGUUUUUGUUCAGGGUCUUUUCAUGGAUGGCGGUAGGUGGAAUCGUGAGACACAUGCAAUAGCUGAACAACUACCAAAAGUAUUGAACGAUAAUAUGCCCGUAAUAUGGCUCUACCCGAAAUUGAAAAAUGAAUUCGAUGAAGGCACAAGGUACAAGUGUCCUUUGUAUAAGACUCUGGAAAGGAAAGGAGUUUUGGCCACAACUGGACAUUCUUCUAAUUUCGUGUUAGCCUUUUAUUUGCCCUCCGACAAACCAUCUGCCCAUUGGAUUAAACGUAGUGUAGCUUUGCUUCUUCAGUUAGAUAACUAACUUUUAUUAAUAAAAAUAGUGACAAUUUAACUAUCGAGAGGAAAGUUGUUUAAUGUAUUCGUUACGUUUGAUAUGUAGCGCAUAGUUUAAUGAAACGAAGUAUGGGACAAAGGC